Messenger RNA from Trypanosoma cruzi, 984 nucleotides. RefSeq lists its product as uncharacterized. The transcript has a single exon. The record is from RefSeq and is a predicted model, not a curated record. NCBI's taxonomy places the organism in Eukaryota, Euglenozoa, Kinetoplastea, Trypanosomatida, Trypanosomatidae. The coding region runs from base 1 to 984 and encodes 327 amino acids.
AUGUUUUCUAAUACUUCAAUGCCUGUGUCGCCGCAAAUUCCUGGUGAGGGCUUGACACAAUCUUUUUUGCAUGGAUAUACUUUGUCAACUGUGCCGAGUUCGCGUGGCUUUGUAUCAAACGCGGAAACUUUAUCGCCGUAUCCGGACGGAGUUUGUGUGCGUGUUGCUCGCUCCUGCCAUUCAAAUCCAACGCUGCUGGAGACGACGACUUCUACGGCUUAUCGAGCUCGCGCCAGGUCACAUGUCUUUCCGAGGAGAUUAGUCUCUCCUGGAUCAUACCAGAGGAAAACGUCUCAAGGGCUUGGAGAUAGUAGGUCUGUAGCGGGAUUUGUGGAGCGUGGCUGGAUGUACGCCCGGGACGAUAAAGGUGGUAGGAAUGAUCUUGGCUACUGGUCAGUGAAGUACUUUACAAAUGGGGGCGACUAUGUGGGGUUAACAAAGUUGGUGAACCCCUGGGGGGAUGAACCCCCCACUUUUGAGGGUGUCGUGGGCGCCAUUAAGGAAAACGCGUUGCUGCUGGGGAUUAAAGUCGCGUAUGUGACGUAUUUUGACAAGGACUUUGAUACAUAUGCGCUGCUGACACCCCGCACUGUCCAGAACUGCGGAGAUGCCUUUCGUGUCGUGGUGGAGUCCAUCUCGGAUGCAGCCAAGCAAAGUCUCAAGUUGGAGCUCGAGGGUGAGGCUGCAAAAAGGAGGGAUGACGCAACUUUGCGCAAUUCUUCGGGAAAAAGUGACAAGGUUUCUGCUUUGAGGCAAAUGGCAGGACUCUUUCUGGCGCCAAAGACACCUUCUCGUGCGGCACAAAGCGCAGAUAAGGCGGAUCCUCCAGUGCCAGAGGAGUGGGUGGCAAAGCAGGCACUUGUGUCUCAAGAGGAAUCCAAGCAACGCGAGGCGAUAUCGGCUGACGAAGAAAGCUGGCGGCUGAUUAUACAGGCAAGGGUGAAUGUGCAACUGACUUUCUGGCCAAGAGGCUGUCUAAGUUAG